Ostrea edulis (European flat oyster) is the source of this 775-nucleotide messenger RNA. RefSeq names its product gem-associated protein 6-like. The transcript has a single exon. Lineage: Eukaryota; Metazoa; Mollusca; Bivalvia; Ostreida; Ostreidae. Gene Ontology annotation, cellular component: SMN complex; nucleus. Gene Ontology annotation, biological process: spliceosomal complex assembly; spliceosomal snRNP assembly. The record is from RefSeq and is a predicted model, not a curated record. The coding region runs from base 1 to 534 and encodes 177 amino acids.
AUGGCAGAGGAAGUAAAUGGAACUGUGCAUCCAAUUUUUAAGCGUGACCCUGAAGAUUUAAUGCAGUAUCUCAACAAACAGGUCAGUGUUCUAAAAGAAGAUGGAAAAGAGGUCAUAGGAUGGGUGUACACAAUUGACCCAGUCUCAGAGAGCUUUGUUUUGUUGUCAUUUACAGAUGACAAAACAGAGUUGGACAUAGUUAUGGGACCAAGUGUCAGGCACGUCUCUAUUUUGGAUGAAAACUCUGAAACUUACAAGAAAAGAAUAGAAGCCAUGUUUAGACCACCUGAAGUUCAAAUGCUUUCAGAGGAGGAACUGGAAAAAAGAAAGAAUAGACUGAAAAGCUGGCUUCUGAAAAAUCGUUUGCCUGUGCAGGUGACGGGAAGUAAUAAUGAACUCUUGUCGAUUUCUGAUGCACUGUUUAUUGAACCACCUUAUGGAGCAGAAAAUUGUCGCAGUACAAAUGAAAUUAUCCUAGGUAGAAUUCAGGGUCUCAUUAAAAAUAUGCCUACUGAUCAAGAGGAAUGGUGUUGAUGUUGGAAAUGCAUCUCUUGAACUUUGCUGAUUGUUUGUCAGUUCAAAUGCACAGUAUAUCAUCUGUAAAUGUAGUUGAUAAUAUUUAGAAAUGACUAUGAUGAGGAUUUUUGUAACAUUUAUUGUGCAUAAAAAUUACUUUGAAAAAAUGUUGUAUAUGUACUUGCACACAGUGUGUUUAAACAUAAUAUGUGUAUUGUACAUUUCUUAUUCUUUCAUUAAAUUCAUGUCUCUGUACUUA